AGGGGUCCCCGCCCGGGGACUGGGGCAUCCCGGUGCAGCCGAGAGGCGUGCAGCCCGCGGGGGGCGCCAUCUGCGCCGCAGCGCCCGCCCGCUCAACUGCGUGGGCGGGAGGGCGUUGGGGCUCCGGGGCGCCCCGAAGGCAGGGUGCCCCGACUUCUCCGGGGGAGCCCCAAUCCCGUGGAGCGUCCAGAGCGAGCGCGCUCCAGCCGCACCGGACCUUGCGCUCACCCCCCGCGUACCCCACUUCUGCACAAACUUUUCUGACGCCCUCGCCCGUGGGGGUCGCGGAGAGCGCUGAGCUGUCCGCAGGGCUCCCGCCCCGCCGGACCCUGGCCACGCUGACCUCCUGCCUCUCGUAGCCUCAGUGGCGACCUCUCCAGGCCGGGGCCGGGCACGGCACCCGAGGCGAGCGCGGCAAUCACCGCGGCUCUCCGAAGGCUCCCGCGCCCCCCGGGGCAGCUGGGCGGGGUAAUGCCCUCGGUGAUGGAGAAGCCGAGCGCGGGCUCCGGGAUCCUGUCCCGCAGCCGGGCCAAGACGGCGCCCAACGGCGGACAGCCCCACUCGGAGGAUGACAGCAGUGAGGAGGAGCACUCGCACGACAGCAUGAUCCGCGUUGGAACCAAUUACCAGGCCGUCAUUCCGGAGUGCAAGCCUGAGAGCCCUGCCCGCUACAGUAACAAGGAGCUGAAGGGGAUGCUGGUGUGGUCGCCCAACCACUGUGUGUCAGAUGCCAAGCUUGACAAGUACAUUGCGAUGGCCAAGGAGAAGCAUGGUUACAACAUUGAGCAGGCACUGGGCAUGCUCUUGUGGCACAAGCACGACGUGGAGAAGUCCCUGGCCGACUUGGCCAACUUCACCCCGUUCCCUGAUGAGUGGACCGUGGAGGACAAGGUGCUGUUCGAACAGGCUUUUGGCUUCCAUGGCAAAUGCUUCCAGCGGAUCCAGCAGAUGCUGCCUGAUAAGCUGAUUCCCAGCCUGGUAAAGUAUUACUACUCAUGGAAGAAGACCCGCAGCCGAACCAGCGUGAUGGACAGACAGGCUCGGCGGCUGGGGGGCCGAAAGGACAAAGAAGACAGCGAUGAGCUUGAAGAGGGCCGGGGAGCUGUGAGUGAGGGAGAGCCGGAUGCUGGAGACCCCAAGAGAGAGCCUCUGCCCUCUCGGCCCCUGAAUACCCGGCCAGGCCCCGGGAAGAAGGAGGCCCAGGGGUCUCAGUACCGCCACCACCCACUGCGAACCCGGCGUCGCCCACCCAAGGGCAUGUACCUGAGCCCUGAGGGCCUCACGGCUGUGUCAGGAAGCCCAGAUCUUGCCAACCUCACGCUUCGAGGCCUUGACUCUCAGCUCAUCUCCCUCAAGCGCCAGGUGCAAAGCAUGAAGCAGACCAAUAGCAGCCUCCGCCAAGCGCUAGAGGGGGGCAUCGAUCCACUGCGUCCCCCUGAGGCCAACACCAAGUUCAACUCCCGCUGGACCACGGAUGAGCAGCUUUUGGCUGUACAAGGUGCAGAUCACCUCCGUCUCGACAUCUGUGCCCCGAUCGCUACCCCCUGUGCCACCGCCGCCUCCGCCUCCCACGUCGCUGUCCCAGCCACCCCCGCUGCUGAGGCCACCUCUGCCCACGGCGCCCACCCUGCUCCGCCAGCCGCCCCCGCUCCAGCAGGGCCGCUUCCUCCAGCCCCGGCUGGCCCCCAACCAGCCCCCACCACCUCUCAUCCGCCCUGCUCUGGCUGCCUCCCGCCACGGUGCCCGCCCUGGCCCUCAGCCCCCACCCACCCUGAUUGGAGCCCCUCUGGAGCCUCCAGCACCCUCACUCUGAGCCCUGAGGCCCUCCACCAACCGGAGGCUCCAGAACCGCAUUGCUGGCCGUCCUUGGAUAUCUCUGGCUUCACUGAGGACAGAAGGGACUAGAGCUCUUGGCCAGGUGUUUCAAAAAGCCGGAGCUGCCAGUGGGCACAGUCUGGACCUAUGGGCUCUGCACGUUUCUGGCAGCUGAGUCUCUCGGCCCCCACCCCAGCCAGGGGCUGGGGCUCAGGGGCCUUCUGAGCUGACCUGAGGGUCCUUUCUCUUCCUGGCUGGGGCUGGAAUGGCUGCCUCCUAGUCUGCUGGGGCUUGGCCUUUGGGUCUGGCCCUUUGUGUAGAGGGGGUAGUGACCUUAGCUUGGGGGAUGGGGGAGAGGACAGCCUUGGCUGUUCUUUCUCUUUCCUUUCUUUUAGCAAUAAGUUGGGGUGUGGUGGGGAGGGGGCUGGAGGGGGGAGGUGGGCAGAGAGGUUCCUUCGGGGCCUGAGUGUGGCAGAACUGGAUGGGCAGCUCUCCGGUCUUCUGGAGCCUGCUGUGAAGGGCUGAGGAGCUCUGGGGGUGCCCACUGUACCCACAGCCCGAAAGCUUAGAGAAAGGAGGGCUGGGAACAUAUGCAGACAUGGGUUUAUUUUUCAAUGUUUUUAAAAAAUAAAUAAA
Molecule: messenger RNA, 2451 nt
Organism: Zalophus californianus (California sea lion)
Lineage: Eukaryota; Metazoa; Chordata; Mammalia; Carnivora; Otariidae
Gene: RCOR2
Product: REST corepressor 2
Exons: 11
Coding region: 472-1905 (477 amino acids)
Biological process (GO): negative regulation of DNA-templated transcription; regulation of transcription by RNA polymerase II
Cellular component (GO): transcription regulator complex; histone deacetylase complex
Molecular function (GO): transcription corepressor activity
Source: RefSeq, a predicted model, not a curated record